This is a messenger RNA of Sorex araneus (European shrew), 3857 nucleotides long. It is a transcript of the gene GPD1L, whose product is annotated as glycerol-3-phosphate dehydrogenase 1 like. Gene Ontology annotation, biological process: carbohydrate metabolic process; glycerol-3-phosphate catabolic process. The coding region runs from base 92 to 1147 and encodes 351 amino acids. The transcript is spliced from 8 exons. NCBI's taxonomy places the organism in Eukaryota, Metazoa, Chordata, Mammalia, Eulipotyphla, Soricidae. The record is from RefSeq and is a predicted model, not a curated record. Gene Ontology annotation, molecular function: NAD binding; glycerol-3-phosphate dehydrogenase [NAD(P)+] activity; protein homodimerization activity. Gene Ontology annotation, cellular component: glycerol-3-phosphate dehydrogenase (FAD) complex; cytosol.
GCCGCUGCGGGUUAAGGCCGAGCGGGUGGGGAGGGAGGCGAGGCUGCUGGCCUGGGGAGCAUUGGCGGAGCAGCUGCGUUCCAGCCUGGCCAUGGCCGCGGCGCCCCUCAAAGUGUGCAUCGUGGGCUCGGGAAACUGGGGUUCAGCUGUUGCGAAAAUCAUCGGUAAUAAUGUCAAGAACCUUAACAAGUUUGCCUCCACGGUCAAGAUGUGGGUCUUUGAAGAAACGGUUAAUGGAAGAAAACUGACGGACAUCAUAAAUAACGACCAUGAGAAUGUGAAAUAUCUCCCUGGACACAAGCUGCCAGAAAAUGUGGUCGCCGUCCCGAACCUCAGCGAGGCGGUGCAGGACGCAGACCUGCUGGUGUUUGUCAUCCCCCACCAGUUCAUCCACAGAGUCUGCGACGAGAUCACCGGCAGAGUGCCCAAGAAAGCCCUGGGCAUCACCCUGAUCAAGGGCAUUGACGAGGGCCCCGAGGGGCUGAAGCUCAUCUCCAACAUCAUCCGGGAGAAGAUGGGCAUCGACAUCAGCGUGCUGAUGGGUGCCAACAUCGCCAGCGAGGUGGCCGCUGAGAAGUUCUGUGAGACGACCAUCGGCAGCAAAGUAAUGGCAAAUGGCCUGCUCUUCAAGGAACUUCUGCAGACUCCAAAUUUUCGAAUCACCGUGGUCGAUGAUGCUGACACCGUUGAACUCUGUGGCGCUCUCAAGAACAUCGUGGCGGUGGGAGCCGGCUUCAGCGAUGGCUUGGGCUGCGGUGACAACACCAAGGCGGCCGUCAUCCGCCUGGGGCUCAUGGAGAUGAUCGCCUUCGCCAGGAUCUUCUGCAAGGGCCAGGUGUCCACGGCCACCUUCCUGGAGAGCUGCGGCGUGGCCGACCUCAUCACCACUUGCUAUGGCGGCCGCAACCGCAGGGUGGCCGAGGCCUUUGCGAAGACCGGAAAGACCAUUGAAGAGCUGGAGAAGGAGAUGCUGAACGGGCAGAAGCUGCAAGGUCCCCAGACUUCGGCCGAAGUGUACCGCAUCCUCAAACAGAAGGGGUUGGUGGACAAGUUUCCAUUGUUCACCGCAGUCUACCAGAUCUGCUACGAAGGCAGGCCCGUCCAGGAGAUGCUGUCCUGUCUGCAGAGCCACCCAGAGCAUUUGUAAAAAGUGAAUCCUGCUGUUGGGUCAAGGAAAGUUCUGCCUCUCUGAUCAGCCUUUUGGAGAAACCAGGACUUGACAACCGGACGUUGGCUUGACGAUAAUCCAAUUAUGGAAAUGUAUGAAUUUGUACAGCUUCAUUUUCGGAUGCUGAGGUGUGGCCUGGUGGCUGAGGCUUACGGGGCAGCAGCUGGACACACCAAUAUGAAGGCGGGAGCCUGAGUUCCUUUCUCCUUCUGCAGAUGUUCCUCUGAACCAAAAUUAAAAAGCCUUUUUAAAAAUUACUUUGGAAAUCCUCCCGCUUGGGGUAGCUUCAAAGAUUGGAAUGAUCCCAGCGCGGUGUUUUAGAUCAUAGGUGUUGGAAGGAUUUCUUCCUCCUCCCCCCCUUCUGCAGAUGUUAAAAUGUAACCAGCACUAACCUGGCUGGGUAUCAGAUCCACAUACUGUAACUUUUCAACACUGUCUCAAAGCCAGCAUAAUUAACUACCUGGAUUGUGAGUUGAUCUUCUUUUUAACUACUGGAUGUUUGUAACCAGGCAAUCAAUCCACUUCCCCCUCUUCUUCUUGCUGCAGUUUUCUGCGUUUUUAGUCUCUUUCCUCUUGAGUAGCUGCCAGGACGUGCGUUCAUUGGCAGAAGAGAAAGUGCACCCCAUUCUUGCCAGCAGCGAGAGACACAUUCUUCUCCUUCUCAACUCUUGUCUGAUGCUUUUACCUUUGAUGCCCAUGUUUCCCUGAGGCCUUUCCCUGAUGCCCUGAACGAGGCACUCAUGGUAUCCGGUCCCCUGGUGGUGAUGUGGGGGGAGGCGGAUCCAGAGGUCAGUCCCAUCCUGUCUUCCCAUCAAGGGACUGGGACUUUCUUAGGUGCCACUGAGAUGACCUGAUCUCCAGCUACUGGGUGGUAGCAAAGGGCAUGGGUGGUCUUCCCCUGCCACCGGAGGGCUUCCUGCUGCUGCGAGGCGUCCCCUCGUCCAGGCAGCUGUUGCUCAGAGUGGCCUCAGGCUCUGCAGCGACUGCUUCCCUUGGCAUCAGGGCAGGUUCCAGGGCCCCACCUGAGCCCCUCCAGAAAGGGGCAGGGUCUCUGCUGUGCCAGGUCUGCCCUGCCCAUCCCCUCCUGGUGCCCACUACAUGAUGAGAACCACUACAGGAGAAAAGGGACUUUUCAUGUCCCUUUCUCAAACCGUGCUCCAUAGAAAGGAGGGGCCCAAGAGCCCAGGCUCUGCCGUGGGGGUCCCACGAGGCCAGCUGAGUUUGGGAAGGGCCACAUCUGGGAGGUGUUGAAUGUGUGUUGUUAGUGAGUCGGCGUGAUCGUGGGACCCUGCGAGCUCUGACAUCCUUCCCACCGUGGAAUUGCUUUUGGCUCGGAAAUUUCCCAGAGUUCCCAGGGAAAACUGUUCGAGGCUGAGGUGACCUUAGGCCAGCUCACGUGGGUUCUUAGUUGGGGACAUGUGCAUUCAAUCUGCCGUGAAGCUUGAUGUUGACCCUGGCAUUGCCACCUAGAAGAAGAUAGAAGAAAUGCACAUUAUGUCAAGCGAGUGCUGCUGAUUCCAGGAUUAGCACGAGAAGCAGCGCAGGAAUCACGGCCUGCCACUGUUGAUGGCAUCGGUUCUGGAGGGCGUCGCAGAUACUAUUGGAAGCGCUGACCCGUGUUAGGGGUAACCAGGACAGUCACUUACAUGUUUUCGGCUUCUCGGUCCCUUUUUAAGAUUUUUAGCUUUUUUCUUUUUCUGGUUUGGGGCUUCCCGCCCCCCCCCACCCUCUUCCAUACCUGAAACAAUUAUAGAAUAGGUUUUUGUGGGAAUUUUUUAAACUACCCAGAACACUUUAGGGGAACUUCUAAGCCCCCUAACAAAAACUAUGAAAGCACAGAAAAUAGACUCCAAGUUCCAUUGAGUUUAGUGCCACUACUGGAUCAGUCCAUUUUCGCCUGUCUAGUGAGCAAUCUUUUUAAAAGUUUGUACAUAGGUAACAAAGUGAUACUUUUUAAGACUUUUUAAGGGCUGUAAGCUCAUCGUGGUGUCUACUCAGCAGGAGAAUUAGAUGCAAGGAAUCAGGAUUUUGUCUCUUGUCUAUUCUCAUCUGCAUUCAGCUUCUGACCCUGGGUUUUAUAGUUAAGUGUUUUUUUCUUUACAAAUCUGAUUGUACCUCUUAGACUGACUUAUACUUUCCUGCACCCUAUGGAAGGAGGCAAAUUUCCGAAGUGUGUACUCUGCUGGUGACAGAUAUUUAUUACUCUAUGAGUUACCUGUUUUAUAACUUCCUGUGGUUCAUCUAUUUAAAUUCAUAUUUCUUAUCCUGGUAACUGGGAAAGGGACAUCUAGAAGAAAUGCUUACUUUGUACUCUUUUAGCCAAUCUGUGAAUGUAAAACUUACACUGAUGCCUUGGUAUAAUCCAUUACUAUAAUUUGGAACAAAUAAUCUGUUUUUGAAAUCUCUCCUAGUGGGAGGGAGGGAUGGGACUUGAAUGCUUCUGGGUUUUUCUUUAUCUUUUUUUCUUUGUUCUCCCCACAUCUGUGGAUUUUCAUUUAACUCUCAGCUGGAACUGGCCUCUGGCACGGGCCCAGGAGUGGUGAGGUAUUACACUUCCCAAAGGCCUCUGCUCUCCCCACUUGUUUCCAUCAAAGAGCCUUGUUCUUGUAUGUGUACUAUAUUUGUGUACAGACUGUAGAUGGAUAUCACUUAAAAGCUUGGUUUAAUAAACAUUUCACCCUAACCAAAA